Molecule: messenger RNA, 2630 nt
Organism: Panicum virgatum (switchgrass)
Lineage: Eukaryota; Viridiplantae; Streptophyta; Magnoliopsida; Poales; Poaceae
Product: pentatricopeptide repeat-containing protein At1g66345, mitochondrial-like
Exons: 2
Coding region: 32-1798 (588 amino acids)
Molecular function (GO): protein binding
Source: RefSeq, a predicted model, not a curated record
AUAGACGAAGGGCUCUUCGUAGCUGACGGGGAUGUCGCUUGCCAUGGCCUUGAGCUCUGCCAACUGCGGCGGCCGCGCGGUUACGCGGCGCGGUGGCGGUGGUCUCCUCGGCCGCGCUCUUGGUUCCGCGCUGCUGUGCACGGCCGCCACGACGCCGCAGCAAAUCUCCCACUACCUCGCGCACCAGCCGCGGGCGACCUGGGAGGCGCUCUCCGCCACUUUCCCCGCCGGCGGCGCCGGCGCCCCGGCAACCCACGGCCAUGUCGACGCCGUGCUCCUCUCCCUCGCCAGGCACCCCCACGCCUCCCCCGAGCCCGUCGCCAAGAACGCCCUCACCUUCUUCCACUGGUCCGCCGCCGCCGCCGCUGCCGUCGCUUCCUCCUCGCAGUCCUCCUCCCACUCCCUCCGCUCCUACUGCCUCCUCGUGCACCUCCUCUCUCGCGCCGCGCUCUUCCGCGACGCGUCCGUGCUCCUCGAGUCCGCCAUCGCCAAGUACUCCCCGGCUUCGUCUUCCGAUUCGUCCUUCCUCGACGCUUUCUUCGCCGCCUACGAGGACAGCGGCACGGCUGCCACGACCCGCGGCCUCCACCUCCUGGUGCACGCCUACGCACGGCUGCGCCUCCCGGGGGAGGCCCUCGAGGCCUGCCGCUACCUCGCGCAGCGCGGCGUCCUCCCCUCCCUAUCCGCCUUCAACUCCGCGCUGCAGUCGGCGCAGCACACUGGGGCGUUCGGUGUCGCAUGGGAGGUGUUCGAGCUAAUGACGCAGAAGCGGGUGUAUGCGAAUCAGAGCACCGUUGAGCUCGUUGUCGGCGUCCUGAGCCGGGAAGGCAAGCUCGCCAAGACCACGGCAUUCGUGGAGAGGAUCCGUGGCAAGAAGUGUGCGCCCGGCAUCGUGGCACAUGCGGCACUUGCGCUUAGGAUGAUCAAGGAAGUGAGGGUGGAGCAGGUCAUCUUGCUAUUGAAGAGGAUGCUUCAGAAGAACAUUCUGCUUGACGAGAUUGCUUACUCAUUAAUCGUGCAUGCCUACUGCCACGCUGGUGAUCUGAAGUCAGCAUUUGAGCAACGCGAUGACAUGGUUCGUCGAGGUUGUCGCCUGAAUGCAUUCGUGUACACUUGCCUCAUCGGAGCACAUUGUUGCGAUGGCAGUAUGGACAAGGCUGUACAGUUUCUCCAAGAAAUGGUAUCCAUGGGAUUGAAGCCGUAUGAUGCUACGCACAGCCAUGUCAUUGCAGGGUGUUUCAGAGAAGGGAUGGUAGAGGAAGGGUUGGCCUACUUCAAUUCAAUGCUUCAUGAAGGUUUUGUACCAGAAAUCAGCUAUUGUAAUGAUAUGUUAGGGGGUCUCAGCAAUGCAGGAGAGGUCCGCAAGGCAAAUGACCUGCUGACGGCACUGAUGGACAGAGGACUUGUUCCUGACAAGGUCACAUACCAGAGACUUAUUGAUGGAUAUGGUAAGGUUGGUAAUGCAGAAGGCAUCGUCAAAAUCUACCACGAGAUGGAGCACAGAGAGCUUAAUCCUGGUGUCGAUGUUUUUACCACCUUGAUCAGGGGCCUUUGCCAGUGUGGAAAUCUGAAGGAAGCUGAGAAGUUUUUGGCAGUGAUGAAGAAGAAAGCAGUGGCUCCAACUAAUGACUUAUACGACUUGUUGAUCAGCAGCUACUGCGAGAAGGGUAACACUAAAAGGGCACUUUGGUUGUACGGUAUGAUGAUCUCAGAGAAUGAGAAGCUUGUCCCCUCUGCUGACUCUUUCAUGAUGUUGGUGAGGAGAGUCAUCAAAGUAAAGAAUUCUUGUCCCCCCUAAUAGCUGACCAAGUGACCAUGUCAUUAGAUCAUUGGAGGGUGGGAAUUGACCGGUGGGAAAGCUAAAAGGGAUACGAGAAAAGUGCUGUACCUCUGAAGCCCAAACUGGACACCCGUCCCAGAGGCCCCGAUGGUGAGGUCUUGCCCGUCACGAGGUUCUGGGCAGAUCUCUGGCUGGGGCUCGUCUAGCUCAGUUCAUGCCGGCCUUGCACUCCUGCUGUCCAACACAACGAGGGGUAACAUCAGUGUUGGCGUAGGCUUAUCAGUCAGGCACCUGGGACCUUCAUACUCAAACCAGACUUAUGCUGGAAUCCUCAUGCAGCAAGUUCGGUCGGGGGUGGUGAUUUGUGAACUGGGCGGCAGCUUAUGCAACCAGCUUGACUUGCAUUUGGGACCUGCCACUCUUCGGGGUCACCCACCCACACUCCAAAGCGAGCUUGGGACUCUGCUAUCAAUCACAGCCAUGCUCUCCAACAUCUGGAAGAACUGUAAUGCUGAACUCUCCUGCAAUCAUCCGCUCCGCUCAGAUAAGUGGUUCGCCCGGUUGCAGAAGACCUACUCCUCUGGACUAACGGAAAGAAGACGAGAGAACAGAAAUGCCCUGCGGUGCAUUCGCGAAUCCUGGAUGUAAAACUUCAUCCGUUUAAUAGCAAAAGUUAAGGUCGGCGAUAUGCCUACCGUACGGUUCCUGAAAAAAAAAAAAGCGACCGGCUGUUUGCAUUCGGUGAUGGUGGACUUGUCAGGUUUGUCGAAAAGGCCAUCUACUGCAUCGGUUCAGUUACGAAAUUUGAGAUUUUGACAUGCAUGGUAACCUACAUAAAUCAGUCGAUCAA